Messenger RNA from Laccaria bicolor S238N-H82, 1797 nucleotides. RefSeq lists its product as uncharacterized. Lineage: Eukaryota; Fungi; Basidiomycota; Agaricomycetes; Agaricales; Hydnangiaceae. The transcript is spliced from 7 exons. Bases 1 to 1653 code for a protein of 550 amino acids. The record is from RefSeq and is a predicted model, not a curated record.
AUGGACAUGGGCCUCCCAGGCUUUGGGUUGCCGCUCAACUAUCGCUUUUCCCGGCGUCAUUCACGCUACACACCCCAUAGGCUUCCACUCACCACCCUACGUGAAUUCACGAUGCUACAAAUCAUGAACGCUGUGACGGAUAAACCGGACUGGCACGUCAAGAUCCAAGACAAAAAAAUCGCCUCAAAAUGGAAGGCUGAAAUCCUUGGCGACAAAAAUAAGGACGUCACGGAAGCCAUGGCAAAUUGGUGCAUCGAAGAACUCAAGCACAAAGCCAUACUGUUCCAUAAUUCUCCUAACGGCGGUAUCCGCGUAUAUAACGGCGACGUCAUCAAGUCAGACACCGCUGUUCCGGAGUCAGUUCGACUUGCACUCGUCGAGGCGGUUAAGCCCUUGGAGGAUAUACCAGACCGCCUUAAGGAUUGGCACCCAGGAUCGGAGGAGAAAGUCUUAGAUUUGGUGCACCCCAGUUUAUUUCCAUUGGUUUACGGACGCUCGAAAAUUCUUGAGGCGGGGCAGACAACCACUUUGGAAGAUUGUAUUUCGAGGUGCGGGGAAGGCGAGGUGAUACCUCAGCCAAAGGAGUCGGAGACUCAAAUUGCGGAGGAUGCUGGCUACGACAACGACAUUAAGGUGAAAAAUCCUUACAGUCAAAAUUUCCAGUGGUUGCCAUGCCAGGUCGAUAUCAAGGAGGAAAAUGCGAGAAUUACGACGUAUAUCAACAACCUCCAUCCCGUGAGAGACCAAAAAUUGUACGGCAUCGUUGAACAAGUCAUCACCGCAGCAAUUCCCCUAUGGGAACUCACUCUGGCACCUCUCAUUCCUGACUUUUCCCAUACACCACGCAUCGAGUACACGGAUGUAGUUUACGACCCAGAUCCGGAGAACGGCCCCGAGACAGACGAGGAGAAUUUCCAAGCGCCGCCAGAGUCCGAACCUCUCAAUCUAAGAGAGAUGUACGCAAGCAGGGGGCUACAGAUCAUCGUCAAACUCGCGAACAUUGAGUUAACUCCAGAAAAGCCGAAAUACGAGGGUGGGACGUGGCAUGUGGAAGGCCAGCUGAACGAACAUAUCUGCGCCACAGCACUGUACUAUUAUUCCACGUCGAACAUCACGCCCUCCUCUCUUGCUUUCCGUCAGCAAACCUCAGACGAAUUUGCGGUAGAUAUUAACUACGAGCAAGACCACCACGAUUGGCUUCCUGUCGUCUUUGGCAUUGAACAGGAGGAAGCAGCUGUUCAAGACGUAGGAAGCGUCGAGACGCGCCAAGGACGCCUUCUUACCUUCCCUAAUAUCCUCCAGCACCAAGUACAACCAUUCGAGCUUGCGGACCCAACGAAACCCGGUCACAGAAAAAUUUUAGCACUUUUCCUCGUUGACCCAAACAUUCGCGUGAUUAGCACAGCCAAUGUCCCUGUCCAACGGAUGGAUUGGUGGAGAGAAGCAACGUUGAUCAAUCAGCAGCAGGCAGCGCCAUCUAGUGGCCUCCCCGUGGAACUUCAGGACCAUGUUUUUGGGAACGUCGAAGAUUUCCCAAUUACUUUGGAGGACGCGAAAGAGAUCAGGCUCGAGCUGAUGGAUGAGAGAAAGCACCUCAUGAUCAAGCAUGGGGAGGCUUUCGUUGCGUCUGAGUUUUCACUGUGCGAGCACUGAGUACUGAGUAUCCAGAAUCGCCUAUACGCAUCUUACAAAGCUAACUACCUUCAAUGCCUUGAAUCUCUGCUCUUUCGUCAACGUUGUAGUAAUUUUGUUCAUUCAAACCUCGUUUACGACGUCACCAGUGCAAUCAUUUGCGUG